This is a messenger RNA of Glossina fuscipes, 505 nucleotides long. Its product is annotated as small integral membrane protein 12. The coding region runs from base 99 to 359 and encodes 86 amino acids. The transcript has 2 exons. The record is from RefSeq and is a predicted model, not a curated record. NCBI's taxonomy places the organism in Eukaryota, Metazoa, Arthropoda, Insecta, Diptera, Glossinidae.
CUGCAGUUUAUGUGAUUGUUAUUGUAAGCAAAACAAAUGUAAAAAUAAGAUACUGAAUUUUGUUAAAAUUUCCUUAUAAAAAAUCGAAAGUAAAAGAAAUGUGGCCGAUAAUUAUGGCUGUGCUGCGGCGAAACGCUGUUUAUAUAACCUUGCCUAUAGCUGGAGUUAUAGGCUUUAUAGGUUAUAACUUGGAAAAUUUACUAUCGGAUAAGUAUACACCAUACAGCAAAUCUAUUCAAGAAAAUCGUGCAGAACGUUUAGCAGAUGAUGAGCUGCUUGCCAGUGCAACCAACGUAGAAAAGUUGCGCCUAAAAACUAACGUUCUUGAAAGAAAUUUGCCACCUUCCUUGCAAAAAUAAAGCGGGCGGAAUAAAUAUUAAUAAAGAAAAAAAUAAUAGAAUCGCAUUUAUGUUUAAGAGAACAAAAAACAAGCCUUACAUCCUCCUUUGUAUAAUAUAUGUUAACAGGUAACAAAUAAAAAGGCGCAAAUAGUUUUAUUGCAAAA